AUGGUUCUUGUGAACUACAAUCGUUUUUGUCUUUUGAUGUCUGUCUCACAAAGCUUCCAAGAUCGUCCUCGUUCAUUGAUGAGUGCCUUUCGUUUUGUGAACAACAGAAAUUACUCAGUCAUUCCGCCAUUUCAUUCACCACUUUGUUUUGGAGGUAAAAAAUCUUUUGACCAAAAAUUUGGACAAAACGAAGAGCUUACGAAGACGCAAACAGACGCCUCUUUCGCCUCGUUCCAAAAAAAUUAUCAGAGCAAUUUCCAGAAGACUGAAAGUCAAGACGACAUGAACUCAUCAAGAACUUGGACUGAAAAAACGACAAAAUACGUUUUGCUGAAAUAUUUUUAUUGGAAAUUCACAGAACCUUCUGUGAUGUCUUUACAUGAAAUGUACAAAACGAUCUCUGCAAGCGUUGCGUUAGAUCUUGCCGUAUCGAAAACUUCAACACAAAUACGAGAUAAAAUUAAUAAUAUAAAAAGUGGCUUUAAAAAAGACCAAAAAUCUCAAGACUCUGAUUUGAAAGAUAUCAAUUCACUUAAAUAUAUUUCACCGGCUUUGUAUGACGUCAUGAAUAAAUACUUCGACGAAACUAAAGCUCGCGGAAACUAUAAUGACGUCCUUAAAGAAAUUAACGAUGACAUUUACAGACUUACGCAUUGA
Messenger RNA from Entamoeba invadens IP1, 657 nucleotides. RefSeq lists its product as hypothetical. The record is from RefSeq and is a predicted model, not a curated record. The transcript has a single exon. The coding region runs from base 1 to 657 and encodes 218 amino acids. Lineage: Eukaryota; Evosea; Mastigamoebida; Endamoebidae.